Messenger RNA from Symbiodinium necroappetens, 828 nucleotides. Lineage: Eukaryota; Dinophyceae; Suessiales; Symbiodiniaceae. The record is from the annotation of a GenBank genome assembly.
AUGAAAGAAUUCAAAGAUCGGGUCGCUGUGAUAACCGGUGCAGGCAGUGGUAUCGGCCUCGGCAUAGCGCGGGCGUUGGCGGCGCGUGGCAUGAAGCUGGUGCUGUCAGACCUCAAUGAAGAAACCCUGGCGGCGGCUGUCGCUGAGUUGUCACCAACAACAUCUGUGGUGGGCCGCGCCUGUAAUGUUGCGGAGCUCGACUCGGUUCAGGCGCUGGCGGACUAUACGAUCGAGACCUACGGCGCGGUUCAUGUUCUUUGUAAUAACGCCGGUAUCGGGCUGCCGACGUCUGCAACCAAGAUGAAGCUGGAAGACUGGAAGUGGAUCAUCGAUGUCGAUUUAUGGGGUCCGAUAUAUGGAGUAAAGGUUUUCCUGCCGUUGAUCGAAGCGCAGGGAGAAGGGCACAUCAGCUCGACAUCUUCCAUGGCGGGAUUGCUUGCGGCGCAGAUGAUGGGGGCUUACAACGUUGCCAAACAUGGUGUGAUUGCAUUGAUGGCCUCUUUGGAGCGGGAACUCCGGGCGCGUGACAGUGCAGUGCGGGCAUCGGUUCUGUGCCCGGGACCGAUCAAUACCAAUAUCAGCCGUAACUCUGUCAGUUUUCGGCCGGGUCAAGCCAAACCCAAAACAGAUGGCGCUCGAUCAGGCAAACUGGCGAAGAACAUACAGGCGAGUCUGGAGCAGGGCAUGCAACCGAAUGAGGUGGGCGAGCUGGUUGCAAACGCGAUCGAGAACGACAAAUUCUGGAUACUCACCCAUCCCCACUGGGCCAAAGGCGUGCAGCGACAGCUGGAUGCGCUGCGCGAUGAUCAAACGCUGACCCGGGUCUAA